Neurospora crassa OR74A is the source of this 2418-nucleotide messenger RNA. RefSeq names its product RNA methylase. Gene Ontology annotation, biological process: methylation. Gene Ontology annotation, molecular function: nucleic acid binding. Lineage: Eukaryota; Fungi; Ascomycota; Sordariomycetes; Sordariales; Sordariaceae. The transcript has 3 exons. Gene Ontology annotation, cellular component: cytoplasm. The record is from RefSeq and is a predicted model, not a curated record. The coding region runs from base 161 to 1570 and encodes 469 amino acids.
CAAAAUCUCACCGUGACAACAGAUUGGUGGCCGAGAUCAUUUUUCUUCAACACGACAUAAAGAGGUUCAUCAUUUUUUGUCAUAACAUUUUGCAGCAGAAUAUGUGUCAUAAUUGAAAAGCAGAGCACCCUACCACAACUCUCCCUCCAUCCUCUCCAUCAUGCCCGAAAUGGAAUAUCUCAUCCGCUUCUCUCAGUCUCACGAGACUUUUCGUCUCCCCGAGAUUGAGGCCCUAGCCAUAGUAGAAGGCAUCGAUCUCAAAGUCGUCUCAUACAGUCUAGAGUCCCCCUUCUGCAUAGUUUCCCUCCCUUCCGCCAGUGCCGCCAGGCGCCUCAUCGCUCGCUCCAUCCUCGUUAUCUCCAUCCACGAGCUCUGGGGCCACGGCGCCACCCUCCCGGAAGUCCACAGCUCCGUCCGCUCUCACACCGAGCCCUUAUGGUCCCAAUACUUGUCCUGCUCCUUCAAGUUCACCAUCGACUCCUACCAAGGCUCUCGUACCAACGACCAAAAACUGUCCAUCAUCAACUCCUUCGCCUACCUCGGAUUCGCCGGCCCGAUCAAGAUGCGCAACCCCGACGAGGAGUUCAUCCUAUUCGAAGACUGGCCAUGGAAUUCUACACCUCUCGGCAUCCCCGAUCCAAAGUACUACUACUUUGGUCGGUACCUGGGUACUUCUUCCCGGGAGACGCUGCCCAAGAAGUUGGACCUCAAAAAGAGGAGAUACAUCUCCACGACCUCCAUGGACGCCGAGCUAGCCCUGGUCACGGCCAACAUUGCCCUGGCGGCACCUGGAAAACUGAUCUACGACCCCUUCGUCGGCACCGGUUCCUUCCCGAUUGCCUGCGCGCAAUUCGGCGCUUUGACGUUUGGGUCCGAUAUUGACGGGCGCAGCAUCCGAGGUGACGAGAAGAAGAGGACCCUGAGGGGGAACUUUGAGCAAUAUGGCCUUACCCAAAACCUGGGCGGGAUGUUCACUGCUGAUUUGACCAACACGCCUAUACGCAAAUCUGCCCUUGGCACUUCCGCCUCUCCCUCCUCCCCCGCUGGACAACCUAAAAGUGACGGGGUAAGCGGCAGGAUAUUCGACGCGGUGGUGUGCGACCCGCCCUACGGGGUGCGUGAAGGGCUGAAGGUGUUGGGGGUCAAGGACCCGGAAAAGUGUCCGUGGGUGAUCCCCAAGGGCAUGGAGAUGUACAAAGAUCCGGAUUUCAUCCCGCCUAGGAAGCCGUACAGCUUUUUGUUGAUGUUGGAUGAUAUCCUGCAGUUCUCGGCGCAGACGCUGGUGGAUGGGGGCCGACUGUCGUUCUGGAUGCCGACAGCGAAUGACCAGGAUCAGGAGAUUCCGGUGCCGCAGCAUCCUUAUAUGGCGGUUGUGGCCGUUUGUGUGCAGGACUUCAACAAAUGGUCCCGACGACUAAUAACAUACCGCCGUAUUCCCGAUGCCCAAGUUGAGGCUGCAGCCAUCAAAGCAUAUGAGCAGGCCAAGGCAGAACGGGCCGUCGAAGAAGGCAAGACGGCGGACGACCUGAACCCCUUCCGUAACGCCUACUUCAAGGGGUUCAAAAACUGAGUUCACAUAUCAACACUCUGCCUUGCCAGCUUGUUGCACGGCUACGCAUGUGACACACAUAUGUGUACGCUCUUCCAGUUGUGUUCCAUUCAGAUACCCCCAUGAAGAUUUAGACAUGUACAAGAAAGAAGUCUCUGCACCGGACGACCUGAGAUAUGGCGGAUCCUGCUUUGACUGGCAUUUGUCCACCUUCGGUUCCCGUUCAUGCUGACUCUACGCUUUAUACGCCAUGCCUCCACCUGAUGAAUGAUGAAGAACCUCAUCAUGGCUUAUGGGACUAAAACCCCAGGCCUUGUUACUUCCUUGACCCUUCGUUGACUCCUCGUAACAAUGUGUGCGUGUGUGGUAUGUAAAUGUCCUCCCUCGAGCGUCUCUGUUGUCCGUCAAAAUAGACUGCGCUCACGCCCCUGAAAGAAACCCACAAUAUGUCAAAUUAGUAACAACUGGUAUCAGACCCCGAUCCCAAACCAGAUAAGCAAUAACAGCAACAUAAGAAGCAAAUGACAUCGUGCGACGGUAUGAAGACAAAAAAGCCAACUGAUGCAGAUGAGAACCCAAAAAAAGACAAGCGUCCACCUGAGUCGCUCGUGAGUGACCCUCAUUCACUGUUGGGUCGUUUCUUUUGAGGAUUCCUUCGACCCUACCCGCCCAAAACCACAUUUUGUUUGGGCUUGAUUAUGUCUUGGGAUCAUGUCCUUGUGACCAUAUUCCCGAGGGCUUGGGUCGAAUCUCAGCCCUGUGAAGGCCGCGGACUAUUGCCGCCCUUCCAAUGUGACGUCCCUGCGUCGUCUCAUCUGAACUCCAUAGCGCCAAAGCACCCUUUAUCUUGGACAUGAUGCAGCUCUAAU